Molecule: messenger RNA, 3517 nt
Organism: Suncus etruscus (white-toothed pygmy shrew)
Lineage: Eukaryota; Metazoa; Chordata; Mammalia; Eulipotyphla; Soricidae
Product: inactive ADP-ribosyltransferase ARH2-like
Exons: 7
Coding region: 1850-2917 (355 amino acids)
Biological process (GO): protein de-ADP-ribosylation
Molecular function (GO): ADP-ribosylarginine-[protein] hydrolase activity; magnesium ion binding
Source: RefSeq, a predicted model, not a curated record
AUAAUCCUGGCUCUGAGCUCAUUCCUGGCUGUGCUCGGGAGACCAUAGGGGACGCCGGAUAUCAAACCCGGGUCAGCUACUUCCAAGGCAAAUGCUCGAACCACUACAGUCGCGCCUGCCCUUUCCUCUGCUUCUUUGUGCGCCACCUGUGAGGGGUCCUCUAUCAGUCCCUCCCCUUCUGACUCACUUCACUCAGUGGAACCAUCUUCAGGUCCUCUCUAAAGACCGUGACCCCAAUUUGUCUGAUCAGGCUCCAUCCACCGCUCUGCCAGAAUCGGAACUUGUGUAAUCAGCUGUUUGCCACAGCUAGAGACCCAGAUUUUUCCCAGCACCACAUAGAGCUGGGGUGGCCCCUGAGCACUGCCGAGCCUGGACACGUAGCAAAACAGAAGGGGGAAAGUGGCUAUUUUUGGCUAGGAGAUAGCUCAAGUGGUAGCACACAUAACUGGCUUCUGACUGUUGUGGAUGAAAUGCCCUUCUAGGGAUAUAUAGGGUUCUCGUCACUUUAUAGAGAUAACACUGCCCUUAAGACCUGGUGCUAUGGGGCCAGCAAAACAGCACAGCGGAAAAGGGCUUUUGUGCCAUCCCCGGUAUCCCUUAGGGUCGUUCCCCCUCCCCCCAGUCUUCCAGGAGUGAUUCCUGAGUGCAGAGCCAGGGGUAAGCCCUGAGUGCUGCCAGGAUGGGCCCAAAAUCAAAAACACAAAACCUGGUGCUAUAUGUGCAGGGGACAGAAAUAGGGAGAGGGCAGCAUACAGGCCGCUUCUCCGGAUCCAGAAAUGGCUCCAGCUUCCUGGAAGGCUCAUGUCCAGCCUUUGGGACACUGCUAGGGUGUCUCUGCCCGCCUGGUGCCCUGGGCAGUGCUGGCGUGACUCUGUGAGAGCAUCCUGCAGAGAGCCCCUGCGUGCCAUAGUCACUGGUGCUGAGGUCCCACCAGCUGGGGGUGCUCAAACCUGGGGAGGGGUCCACUGGUGGGGCCCUCACAGUCACUCUGGCUGCUCUGCAAGGGCUUCUGGCCGCAGUCGUGUGGCUGGACUCGUGGUGCUGGACACAGCAUAGGGAGGGACUUGGCCAGGAGGCAGGCUUGGGCUCCCCGUCCAGGGGACCAGUGUCCAGACACGUUGCCUGGCUGGCAGAAGGAGCAGGUGACCGUGUCUGCUGGUGUCUCAAGCUCAGACAGAGCUCCUGGUGCUCCGGCUCUCAUGACCCUGCUAGUGGGGCCCCACACACCCUCCAAUACCGGCACACUUCUCCUCUGCACUGAGUCACCAGAGCACUUUCCCAAGAGCCACAGGCACUUGCAGCUGGCUUCAGAAUGUGAUGAUGCUGCAGCUCCAGGGAUACGAGGAAGACAGGGAGACUGUGACCCCCGCCAGGUGGGUCAGCCACAUGCAAGGCAAGCACUGCAGUCCCUGUGCCGGCUCUCUGGGCCCAGCGAGAAGUGAUUUGUCCAGUCUCUCUCUCACCGUUUCGAUGGUGUGUGAAGAUCCUUACAGUGGGGAGCUGGGCCGGGCCUCACUGAGGGACUGUGAGCAAGUCAGGGCGUGAGAGAGCACUUGGCUGUGGCUGAGUAGCAAUGGGGAUGCCACAGCUUCCUUGUGGGGUCUCUCGGCCACUGAGGCACCACUCUGGUGUGCAGUAGGGGUGGAGUCUGGAGAGACAGCAAGGCCGGGAGAGUAGGGCUAGGGCUGAUGCCCAGAGUGUUGACAGGAGUGUCACAGUUGGCUGAGGUGACGGCUGUAGACACACAGGAGCGACCCCAGGGCCAAGCUCUCAUUGGUGCUGGGGAGAGGCAGGCGGGGCCGUCUGACAGCAGCAGCUGACUGCGGCCCCGUGGCUGGGACAAGGCGGCAUGGCUGGCAGCAUGGAGGCCUUCCAGGCUGCCAUGUUGCUCGGGGCCGUGGGGGACUCCCUGGGCUGCAGGAAUGCCCGUGCCGAGGGCAGAGCCAGACGCGCCUCGGUCCAGGAGGAGCUGCGGCGCCUUGAGGAGCUGGGACCGGAGAGCUGGCCAGCUUCAGUGAGUGAGAACACCGCCAUGCACAUGGCCACGGCCGCGGCACUCACCACAGACUACUGGUGCCUGGAUGACCUGUACCGCGAGAUGGUGAAGCGCUACGUGGAGGUCCUAGAGAAGCUUCCAGAACGACAUGCAGACCCUGCCACUGUGCAAGGCUGUGCACAGCUGAAGCCAAACAAUUACCUGCUAGCCUGGCAUACGCCGUUCAACGAGAAGGGCUCGGGCUUCGGGGCCGCCACCAAGGCCAUGUGUAUCGGUAUGCGCUACUGGCAGCCAGCACGGCUGCAAACACUGGUGGAAGUGAGCGUGGAGUGCGGGCGGAUGACACACAACCACCCCACAGGCUUCCUGGGGUCACUGUGCACUGCCCUGUUCGCCUCUUAUGCGGCACAAGGGAAACCGCUGGUGCAGUGGGGCCGAGACAUGCUGCGGACGGUGCCUCUGGCUGAGGAAUACUGCAAGAGGAGUAUCCGGCACCUGGCAGAGUACCAGGAGCACUGGUUUUACUUCGAAGCCAAAUGGCAAUUCUACCUGGAGGAGAGAAAUAUCAGUGAGGACACGGGGAACGAGGCUGCCUUCCCCAACCAGUAUGACGCGGAUGAGAGAGAAAAGGCCUACAAGAAAUGGAGCUCGGAGGGCCGUGGGGGCCGGCGAGGACAUGAUGCCCCCAUGAUCGCCUACGAUGCCCUCCUAGGGGCCGGGGACAGCUGGGUGGAGCUCUGCCAGCGCGCCAUGUUCCACGGAGGUGAGAGUGGGGCCACGGGUUGCAUCGCAGGCUGCCUCUUUGGGCUGCUGCACGGCCUCGGCACCGUCCCUGCCAGCCUGUAUGGGGCCCUGGAGCAGCGGUCGCAGUUGGAGCAGCUGGGCGCCGCCCUGUACCGCCUGUCCACAGAGGAGAAGUAAUGGCAUCACCUUCCCAAGGCCAUUCCAGGGGCCCCGGGAGCCCAGCCCUCAGCCCUCAGCCCUGCGGUUCUCAGCCCAACAGCUCUCAGCCCUGUAGCUCUCAUUCCUCACCUCUCGGCCCUCCACCCCUGCUAUUUGACUGGGGGCUGCACUUCAUGCCCCCCCACAAUCACCAGCCUGGGACCACCCAGUUGCUCCCCAUAAACUGUCGCCCGCUCCCACCCUGCCUCACCCUCCCCACUCACACGCUCUGACCUGCAUUCAGCCCACAAAACUGCUUUCUCCUGUGGCUCAGCCUCCUUGCCCUGUGUGUGUGUGUGUGUGUGUGUGUGUGUGUGUGUGUGUGUGUGUGUAUACAUCUCUCCCACCUUGUCGGGUGUGCCUGCCUCUAACCACCCCGUGUGAGUGCACAACCUUGCAGUGUGGCCUCACCACCCUCCUCCCAGCUUGGCUCCUGGCUUGUUGAUCGAUCGUCAGCUCUGAAAACCUGCCUGGCGCGAUGGCAGAGGGGACGGGUGAGCAGUGCUUGGCACUCUGUGCCCUCCUAGUACCCAGCCUGCUGUGGCAGUGCAGUCGUGGAAUAAAGCUGGGCGUGUGUGA